Fusarium oxysporum Fo47 is the source of this 4146-nucleotide messenger RNA. Its product is annotated as P-loop containing nucleoside triphosphate hydrolase protein. Gene Ontology annotation, molecular function: ATP binding; ABC-type transporter activity; ATP hydrolysis activity. Gene Ontology annotation, cellular component: membrane. The record is from RefSeq and is a predicted model, not a curated record. The transcript is spliced from 13 exons. Gene Ontology annotation, biological process: transmembrane transport. Bases 10 to 4131 code for a protein of 1373 amino acids. Lineage: Eukaryota; Fungi; Ascomycota; Sordariomycetes; Hypocreales; Nectriaceae.
ACUCAUACCAUGAAUGCGGAUAAAGACUUUGGCCCGCAGCGAGCGGGCGUUUUCGACUUUACAAUUCUUUUUGAACAAAGUAUUUUGUCUCUCCUCCCGACUGGUCUGUUCAUCUUGCUUGUGCCGCUGAGAUUCUAUGUACUCUGGAACAAUGAAAGGGUCACCAAAUCUGAACCCUUGUUGUGGGCAAAAAUGGUCACGAUCGCCAUUUAUGCCAGCCUUCAAACCGCUUUACUUGUCCUCUGGUGCCGACAAAACUCGACAAAUACAGCCAUCGCUGAGCCUGUCCUUGGCUUGAUCGAAUCUUUUGCACUUGCCGCUUUGUCGUUCGUUGAACACCGAAACUCAAAGAAACCGCCGAAGUUGAUCGGGGCAUUUCUCGUCGUCACCAUCAUCCUCGACAUUGCCCUCGUCCGAACCUUUUGGAUACGAUCGAUGCGGACAAUUGCAGCUGUAUUCACUGCCUCAUUCGUAAUUAAGACGAUUCUCUUGAUUCUCGAAGAAACACCAAAGAGCCUACUCAACGAAAAAGAAAAGAUACACGAGACCUCAUCAGGAGUGGUCAACAGGAGUUUCUUCUGGUGGUUGAAUGGACUCUUUCUGCAAGGCCAUCGCACCAUUCUCGAGACCGAAGACUUACAGGCGAUAGACUCAAAGUUUGAUACAGACCAUGUAUCAGCGCCGUUGGAGAAACAAUGGGAACGAGCCCGCAAUAGUGGCCAGCCCAGUCUCUUGAAAUCCACUUUCCUCGCAUACAAGUGGCAAUUCGCUGCCGGUAUCAUCCCUCGACUCCUUCACAGCGGCUUCAACUUUGCGCAGCCCUUCCUCAUCCAAUCCGUCAUCGUGCUCGUCAGCAAAAAGGAAAUGUCGGUCCAAAUUUCCAGCGGGCUCAUCGGAGCAACAGUCCUCAUCUACCUCGGCCUUGCCAUUUCUGGCGCCUGGCACAAACACAUGUCUUACCAGUUGGUGACUAUGUACAGAGGUGGAUUAGUGUCUUUGAUCUUCAAGAAGACGCUCAAGCUCAAGACCACGUCCAUCAAGGACUCUGCACCUGUUACACUCAUGACGGCGGACGUGGAGACUAUUGUUGCUGCCGGAGCCUCGGUCCAUGAUAUGUGGGCAAACAUGCUUGAACUUCCUGUGGGGAUUUAUCUGCUUUAUCGUCAAGUUGGUAAGCCUAGCUUGCUUGUGCUGGUUCCAACCGUCAUCACAACGAUCCUCAGCGGCAUCAUCUCUCCAGCCAUGGAGCCAGCGACAGUGAAAUGGAAUGAAGCUGUUCAGAAGCGAGUUGGUGAAACAUCAAGCAUGCUCAAUCAGAUGAAAGGCAUCAAAAUGAUGGGCUUGACAGAUUUCUUUCGCAAAAUGGUCCAGGGCCUAAGAGUCAAAGAGCUCAAAGUAUCUGCCAAGUUCCGAUGGUUGCUCGUCUACUUCAAUGCCCUUGCCAUGAUCUCUGCCCAGUUGACUCCGGUGGUUGUCAUCAUGUCUGCAAUUUACUGGACCAAAGCAGAUGAAGGCCUGAGUGUCGCAGAAGCGUUCACAUCGCUGUCCCUGAUCUCUCUUGUGACUCAACCACUUAUCAUGAUUCUCGUCUCCUUGAUGCAGAUUGCAGGUGUUGUCGGGGGCUGUGGCAGGAUUCAAGCGUUUUUGCUCCUGGAUGAGCAGGUUGUUGCUAAGGAGACAGUCGAUGUUGACGCCGUCACUGUGCAGAACGCCAACUUUCAGGCGCCCGACGGAAAUUCUUUGCUCACCGAUAUAAACCUCCACAUCUCGCCCGGGACACUAAACAUGCUUGCAGGCAGGGUAGGCUGCGGAAAGUCAUCACUCUUGAGAGCGAUCAUCGGCGAGCUUAUACCAGCAGAGGGGACGGUCAAGACCGAGGACUCUCUUGCGUAUUGCGACCAGGUACCAUGGCUCCGCAACACCACAAUUCGAGAAAACAUCGUUGGGCUGUCGCCGAUAGACGACAAGUGGCUGUCGACAGUUCUUCAUGCUUGCGCUUUGGAUGAGGAUCUCCAUCAAUUGCCCCAAGGUCAAGAGACAACUGUUGGUUCUGGUGGAGUGACUUUAAGUGGAGGCCAAAAACAGAGGGUUGCCCUUUCACGAGCUGUUUAUUCGCGAAAAAAGCUCAUUCUACUUGACGAUGUCUUCAGCAGCCUUGACAGAACGACUGCAGAUACAGUCUUCCAUCGCCUUCUGGGGUCUGAUGGUUUGCUUCGGACGAGCACUGUUGUCUUGGUAACCAGUAACGUUCAUUAUCUACCAUUCGCGGACUUUGUUACCGUGAUUGAAGACGGCCGAAUCACUCGCAAUCAAGUUCCAUACUCUCAACUUGAAGCCACCGAAACUCUAAAUACUAUCGCACCAAUCGAAACUCAGGAACCUACACAAAAGGACAUAGUCAAGCUUACUCCGAAGAAGGAAAUUGACUUGACUCGAAAGACUGGGGAUACCGAUUGUUACAAGAUAUAUGUUAAGUCAAUGGGUUGGAAAGUCAUUAGCAUCAUCUUUCCAACUUCAGUGAUCGGCGCCGUACUUGAAGCCAUGCCUCAAAUCUGGUUACGAAUAUGGACGGAAAAAGGUGAAGGCUCGAAGGAUGCCCAUUACGCAGGAGGGUAUAUAGGACUAGUCGUUGCUUCAAUGGCCCUGGCACUCCUAAACAUCGAUUACUUUCUCAUUGUAGGCGUCGAAAAAUCAUCAAACAACCUCCACGAGCAGCUUUUGAACUCUGUCUGCAGAGCCCCUUUGCAUUUCUUUACAUCAACAGAAAACGGUAGCAUUCUGAACCGCUUCAGUCAGGACAUGACACUCAUCGAUAUGUCUCUUCCACUAGCGUUCUAUCUGACACUCGAUUUGACCUUGAGAUGUCUGGUUCAAAUUGGUGUGGUAGCAUCCGGAGCCAGCUACUUUGGCGCGUUUCUCCCAAUUUCAUUCUUGGCUCUAUAUCUGAUCCAGAAGUAUUACCUUCGUACCUCUCGACAGAUGCGACUACUGGAUCUGGAAGCCAAGACACCACUCUACACACAAUUCACAGAGAUUACUGCUGGACUCGCAACUAUCCGCUCAUUCGGUUGGACAGAUGAGUUUCUGGAUGAAAGCUGUCGUAUGCUGAAUACAUCACAGAAACCUUUCUAUCUCAUGUUUUGUAUUCAGCGAUGGUUAGAACUAGUGCUGGACCUCUUCGUUGCUGGGAUGGCCAUCUUGUUAGUCACAAUUGCGCUUCGAAUUCCCGGUACCACUAGCGAGGGUGCCAUUGGGCUAGCGAUGGUCAACCUGCUAGGGCUGAACCUGACACUAACAACGGUGAUUGAUCAAUGGACGACUCUGGAGACGUCACUUGGAGCUAUUGCCAGGUUGAAAUCGUUCAUCAGCAACACCCCGAACGAAAAUAAGCAGGAUGAGACCGAAGUGCCAGACAAUUGGCCAGGGGGUAGAAUCGUGUUCGAUGGCGUAACUGCGUCAUACAGUGAUGAAUCGCAACCUGUACUUCGUGAUGUUUCUCUUACUGUUGAAGCUGGGCAAAGAGUCUGCGUAUGUGGACGUACUGGAAGUGGCAAAUCAUCUUUGAUCCUUUCAAUUCUACGUUUACUCGAGCUACAAUCAGGAAGGAUUCAUAUCGACGGCAAAGACUUAGCAUUACUAUCACGUCAACAUAUCCGAUCCCAGAUAACAACAAUCCCUCAAGAUCCCGUAAGCGUCACAGGCACAGUACGACAGAAUCUUGACCCGGAAGCACUCAUCCAAGCGGAUGAAAUCCUCAUUGAAGCUCUUAGAAAGACUACCCUAUGGGCAACCAUUGACACCCGCGGUGGACUUGAUGCUGAUCUGAGUGAGCUUGGAUUUUCAGUCGGCCAACGUCAAUUGUUUUGUCUCGCACGAGCCUUCCUCUCGCAUUCAAAGAUCGUCCUACUCGAUGAACCAACCAGCAGUGUUGACAACGCUACCGACAAAGACGUACGACGUAUCAUUCGAGAGGUUAUGCAAGGGCGAACAGUGAUUGAAGUCACUCAUCGUCUUGACUAUGUGACAGACUUUGAUCUCGCCAUUGUCAUGAAGGAUGGGCGAAUCAUCGAGACUGGCGACCCAAAGGAGUUACUCGUCCAGAACUCAGCUUUGAAGGCGCUGCGGGGAUGACAUCACUCUACUCAC